This is a messenger RNA of Paramecium sonneborni, 3244 nucleotides long. Lineage: Eukaryota; Ciliophora; Oligohymenophorea; Peniculida; Parameciidae. The record is from the annotation of a GenBank genome assembly.
AUGAUAAAUUAAUAAGUAAACUCUACAAAAACAGAACCAGUAUAAAAUAAUUAUGAUUAAAUGAAAGGUAGUGUGUAUGUCAUAAAUAGGUCCAUUUUAAUAUUCACCAUUUACUAUAGACCAUCCAGGGUAACCUGAUGAUGAUUACUCAAUUAAAGACCCAACUGUAAAGACAUUAGAUCGAUCUAAAUUGUGUUUAUCACCAUUCAAUGUAAAUAAUGAGGUUUCUUUCUAUUUAAAAUUUUUCAGAUUUCAAAUGAAAGAAUUUCUUUCAUCUAAGAAGCAAGCAGCUUCUAAUUAUUGGCAUUCACAUAAAAAAGUUAAGAGACUACUAAAGGUUUCAAAAACGAGAAGAAACUCAAAACCAAAUUUGCAGAACUUCUCAGAGACAAAAUCAAAUUAAAUGAUAAAGUAAAGAAAUAUUCUUAUAUUUUUGACUUGGAAUAAUAAGAAAAUACACCAUUAUGUACAAUAAUCUCAAUAAUUUCAAAGUUCUUCUGUAGCCUACCUCAUAAUUACUUAAAUAUUGGAGUCUGUUUUACUUACAGAUUAUGAUAGUUCAGAUUAUUGUUGUUCCUUUAUAAAUUUCUGACAUCUUUGUGUUAUUUCUUAUCCUUAAAUUGAUAGAUGUAAUUUUAAACACUAUUUCAACAUUUGCCGUUAAUGGAGAAAUUGAGACACGAUUCAUAGCCAUAAUCAAUCAUUAUUGUAAAUCAUAAUUGAUAUUUGAUCUAGUAAAUAAUUUAUAUAUUUCAUCUCAUAGACAUUUCUCAUAACCAUAAUAUACUAUCACAACUUUUGGAGUAUUAUUAUCAAUCUACUUAGUACUAUACCAAGAUUAGUAUAAAUUUAAAAACAGAUCUAAUUGUAAAUAUCUAUGUAUGAAUUAUAGUGAAUAUAAUAUUUUUAAUAAAUUCUCGCUUUUAGCAAUUUUGAUAAUAAAAGCGAUGUUACUGGUUCACACUUUUACUUGUUUUUGGUUAUAUAAUCUACUAAUUGAUAAUGAAGAGGCCAUUUUAUAAUAGUAUUUACAUUCCUUAUAUUAUGUACUCAGCAUCAUGACCUUUAACUCUGUAUUAAUAGAUGAGAAUGAUCAUUACAGAAUAACUGUCUAUAGUAUCAUUUCACUUAUCUCUCUUAUAUUCUUUGCAUAUUUCCUAGCAAAAAUGAUUUCAAUUUUCAAGGAUGAUUAAUUAGAUUAACAAUUAAGUGAAUUUAUGUCUCAAAAUAAUUUAAAUUCAACUCUUAAAUAAAAAAUUAUAAGUCAUCUACUUUAUCAACCUAAAUAUUAUCACGAUACAUUUAUAUCCUAAUUAUCCAGUAAUCUAAAUUAAGAAUAUAAAGUUACUUAACGAGCAAAAUUAUUAACUUAAUAUUUUAAACACUUUAAUUAAAAAACAAUUUAAAAAAUAAUUGACUGUAGCUAAGAAAUUGUAUGUUAACCUAAUCAAACAAUUAUUUAAGAAGGAAUUUUAGAUGAUUGCUCAUUAUAUUUUAUUCUAGAAGGUUCUGUGUGUUUAAAAUCGAGGAAUAAUAUUAAAUUGCAAAUCUUAAAAUAAAAUAGUUCAUUUGGUGAAAUAGCCUUUUACAUUUAAAAACCAAGAAAUUUUACUAUUCAAAGUUAAGGGACUACUAGACUUUUGAAAAUAGAACGAUCAAUAUUGCUUUCAUUAUUGAGUUUCAAUGACAAAGUAUAAAUUAAUGAUGAUAUUUUAGUAACUGUUUUAUUAAUAGAGAGAUAAAAUACUAUUCAAUUAAGGAUUGCCAAUUAAAUGUGCGUGUUGUUUGAGUGAAAAUCACAUUAUUACAAGAUGUCCUUUAUUGACAUAUAAACCAAAUUAAAGUUUAAUAUUAAAAAAGUUUAUAUUUCCACAUAAGUAAAUAAGAAAAGAAUGUAAUAUCAAUUAAUAAUCGAUAGAUAAAAGAAGAACCUCAAAAGAUAUGAGAGCGUUAAAUUUUUAUUAAUGUGCAUCUUAAUAUGAAGUGGCAUUUUUAAAAUUAUUUUCAGAUCAAUUAUAGAUUUCAUAAUUUAGUCAAUCACAAUUACCCUAUGAUGAUUUAGCUAUAAGAGAUUCAUAUAUGAGUGCUAGAAGCUUAACAAAAUAAAGUAGAGAUAGAUCUGUUGUUAAAUCUACUUCAUUUAUGAAAUAACAAUCAGGUUAUGAAUAAUAAUCUCUGCCAAAUUACACUGAUAAUAUAUUGUAUUCAUAAACAUCAUUAAAAGCUCUAACUUAGAUUAAGAUAACGAAUUUCAGAUUAUAAAUGGUAGUUAAGAUAAAAAGUUUGAUGAAUUUGCAUCCUUAUUCAGAACUGACCAAUAAAAGAGAACAUUUGCAACUGCUGGAUUUGGAUCUUAGAGCUUAGCUGCCUCUAAUAAAGAUUUAACUCAAAACCUUACAUAAAAGUCUUUAAAUGUUAUUUUAGAGCAUGAAAACUCCGACAGUAUAUCAGAAUCCAAUUCAAAAUCAGUAGAAGAAGAAAAUGUUAUUGAUUCUCCUCAAGAUAAAUUUGCCAGAAAAAAUAAUGAUCCCAAAUUAACAUUUAAUUACAACUUCGAAACAUAAAUGAAUGAACUUCAAAAAUAAAAUUCAAGUCAUCCUCGGCUAUCUCGUUUAGGAUCUGGUUCUAUUCGAUAAUAAAGUUCAAGGAACAGUACAUAUAAAUAUCCUGAUUUAAAAAGUUAACGUUAAAAUUCUUCCAGAUCAUUAACUUAUAGUCCGAUUCCCUCUAAUAGUUAAUAAAAAUAAGGAAUGCCCUCUUCAAAAUAGAAUAGAAAGUCCACUUUUUCAUUUCCAUAAAAAUUAAUUUAACAAACUCGUUAAGUUGAGAUCACAAAUUUUGAUGAUAGCAGAAGUUAACAAUAAAGAGCUUCAAUUAGGAAGGUAUCUACUAAAACAGGGACAAAGAUUUCAAUUCUUCCCUCAAGUUUCUAACCAUUUAGCAAUGUGGAUGUACUGAUCUAUUAUUUAUUAAGUUACCUGUUUAUGCUAACAGUACUUUUGGGUUAAAUAAUUUUGAUGCUAUGUUUUCAUUUGAUUAUUAUUUGCCUCAUAAUAAUUAUGACAUUGCCAUUUAUAAGUAUUAAUUUUUUAAUCUUUCAAGGGCAAAUAAAUUUAGAAACAUUAAAAAGACCAAUAUUUCAAAGUACUUAACUGAUUACCAUCAAUCUAAUAUGAUUUAUUUAUUAAAAUAAAAAAGAUUGAAAAUGAUGAAAAUGUUUACAAGUUAAAAGAAAUAAGAUUGA